Messenger RNA from Monodelphis domestica (gray short-tailed opossum), 1615 nucleotides. RefSeq lists its product as uncharacterized. Lineage: Eukaryota; Metazoa; Chordata; Mammalia; Didelphimorphia; Didelphidae. The record is from RefSeq and is a predicted model, not a curated record. Gene Ontology annotation, molecular function: protein binding.
AUCUCGGGAUAAUGAAAGGCUGGAAGAGAUUUAUUAUCUACUCCAACGUGCUCAUUCUACAGAAUUAAAAACGGAGGCUGGGAGAAGUUCUCUGUAGGCUAUCAUUAAAGUAAACAACUAAGGGGCCAUCCCGUUUCCUCCAGGCGGGACCCCAUCUCUGGCCCUGCCCCGCCCUCCCAUUUCCGGAGGAGACUCUAAAGAACCAAUAAGAGAGGAAGCAGCCCCUCGCUGAGAGGUUAGGGACCAACCCCCACCCCUGAGCUAACAGGGACAUUUCCGCUUCACUUUACUACCAGGCCCGCGUGCCAUGAGAAGGGUCUGACAGACACAUGCGUAGUUCAAUCCUCUAGCAGUGUUGCCAGGGCUGCCAUUGUCUCCAAAGGUGAAUUGGUCUUAACUGCUGGGCCCUCACAGCCUAAGUGCCUGGCCUUCAUAGUGGAGGUGAGGAUCAGAAGGAGACUCAUAGAGGAACCCCCUCGAGUCCUCCCUCAUUUUUCAAAGAAUGUUUAAAAAAUUUUUUAGUUUAAAGCAGAAAAAUACCCAGCCUCAGGCUUGCUCCUCCACCACACCGCGGAGGGACAGUGGAGUUGAUGGAACAGCCAUAUCUGAGGGAUAUCAUCUGAAUAAAAAAGAUCUGGGGAAGCUCCACAGAGCAGCGUCUACAGGAGAUGUCGCAAAGGUGCAAUGGCUGCUUCUCUUGAAAAAGCAGGAAAUCAAUGAAACAGAUAAAUUGAACCGGACUCCUCUGCACCUGGCCUGUGCCAGUGGAUAUCCAGAUGUUGUGUCUCUCCUAGUAGAGAGAAAUUGCAGCCUAAAUGUGUGUGACGGGGACAGUCGAACUCCCUUAAUUAAGGCUGUACAGUGUCAGCAGGAGGAGUGUGUAGGUAUCCUGCUCAGCCAUGGUGCAGACCCCAAUGUUGUGGAUACCAGAAGCAACACUGCCCUUCACUACUCUUCCCUAUGUCACAACACAGCCAUAGCAGCAAAGCUGGUUGAACACAAAGCUGAUAUUGAAGCAAAAAACCAGGAAGGCUAUACACCACUUUUGCUUGCAAUUACAGAACAUAAUGAAGAAAUGGUAGAUUUUUUCUUAAAGAAUGGAGCAAAUGUGAAUGCCUGUGAUAAUUCCAAAAGAACAGCCCUCAUGAUUGCUGUCAGUACUGAACCAACAAGUAUAGUCAAUCUUAUUCUUCAAUAUAAUAUUGAUCUCUCUUUUCAAGAUAAUGAUGGAUGGACAGCUGAAGACUAUGCUCUUGUCAGUGGUAUUCCUGUUCAUCGGGAACUAGUUCUUCAAUAUGGAAAGAGACAACUUAAUCAGCUCCCUUCAGCCAAUAUCAGUAGACCAGAUGGGGCUUCUGAUAUUGGAUUUACUUUGGGUAAACCUGCCUUGGACAAAGAAGGACAAGAUAUACAAAAGAGCCAUUGCACAGGGCAAAAGAGAAACCAAUCCAGGAAGGACUGAUGCACUUCUAAGCCAAUACAAAGGACUUGAACCUAGUGUGAAGACUCAAGGUUGCGACACUUAACAUACGUUAAUUUUUAAUGUGUCUUAGACUUCUUCUCUUCCCAGCUUCUAUUAGAAUGAGCAGAUAUAAAUAAAAGUCAUAGUAGAUGG